CGGUCACUCACACACACCACCACCCACACUCGCUCAGUCAGUCAUUGAAGACAGAGAUGGCUAAGCAAAGUUGACCAUUGGACCCUAGACUUCUUGUCAGCCAGAUGAACACACACAAACCAGCCCACAAAGCCAAGGCUAGGCAUCUGUGCUUCCUCUUCCUCAUGUGCUUCCCUUUGGCGUGGGGUGGCGUCCCUGGUCCAUGUCGGCACUCUGUGACCAAGGGUCACCUCCUCAACCUCAACUGCCUGAUUGAUAAUCAGUUGGAGAAUGGCUGGUCAAUAACCUACGUAUUCACUGAGCGCCAGAGUUUGAGUGAAGUCUGUUACAUCAAAGCAGCAUUUCCACAAAUCCUGGAGCUUCUGAACACACACUUCAAGUAUGUCAGGAAAUCGGACAACGGGCGCUAUGUCAAACUCCUGAAAAAGGUCAUAUAUGACCUCUACUCCCAAAACUGCAUACCUGAAAUUAAUGAGGAGAUUGAGGACACCCCAUUGAAGUUUGUCAGAGUGCACAGCACCUCGCCCAGAGAGGCUCUGACGAAAGUCCGGGGGGUCAUUGAGAUGUACAUGACCCUGAUGGCCAAGAGCAACGGGCCCGUCGACUGGAACUGUGAGCAAGAGUAUGCAGAGGAUUACCAAGAAUCCACCACUGCCCUCCCCACCCCCACCGCAGCUGAACCUGAACCUGAACGCCGGUGUACAUGUCCGACAGUGGGUCCGGUAACCCCUGAUGUCUCCCUGGUGUCCCACAGCGUAUGGAGCAGUCCCCCACAGCCCACCCUCUCCCAACUCACCUCGAUUGUGCCUCCCAGGCCGACUCAUCCAUCCCUGGGUACCAAGGGCGCUGAGCCCCAGGUGUUCCUGGUGAGUUCUGGUACCGUAAGACCCCCCUUCCCCAGGGAGCUGCAGCGGACUGGCCCCGAUGGACGUUCACUUGGAGGGGGCAGAGAGGGGGAUAUACACUGGGACUUUCAUCCACCUUCACCCAAUGGAACUGAGUCAGAUUCGGGACUCUACCAGGCAGUUGCUGACACCCCGUCUGCCACGAAUGAACCUUCCCCGUCUUCCCCUCCUAGUCUGGUUCUCCUGGGGACCGUUGGCUCCCAUGACGAGACAUUUUACUACCCCCAGACUGAGAGGAUAAGGGAGACUUCCACAGCCCGACCAGCAGGGAGAGGAGCAGCAGGCUCACCCCACAGUCACUUCUCUGUUGCUGGGGCCAAGCUGAUCACACCAGUCCCUUUCCUUUACAAGUUGAUUGGCAUCACCCCCAGUAGUGAUGAGAGCACUGCCUAUGUGUUGGCCAAGAGGUCGCUGGAUGCCAGGAAUUAUGGAAUACUUCAGGAUUGGGUUUCAACACAGACCCCUCAACUAGAGGACACUAGAGAAAAAUACCCAAGCACAGAGAGAUAUUUACAUGACUGGAACCCUCCGAUUGAAAGCACUACGACCGAAGCAUCUCCCGGUUUGAAGAUGACAGUGGAGGAGCCAGACAAACUACACACCACUACAGAGGCACACGACCAAGUCAUGAAGACUGAGCCAAACCAUCCUAGGACAUCCUAUGAGGAAGUAUUCAGCACAGAUAUCCUGUCAGAGAGGACAGCUGCAGAUGAUGCUCCUAUUUCAGAAAGGUCCAGUGAAGGCUCAGUGAAGGAAUUCCGGCAUGGGAAAACUGGUCAUUCCGAUCUAAGCAUCUCCUACCAGACAGCCUUUAUCAUUGCAGCAGUGUGCAGCGGACCAGUCCUGAUCAUUACCCUAUUCUGUCUCAGUGAGAAGAAGAGACUCCAAGCACUUAUCCACAGUACCAGCAUAAUUGAAAACCAGAGGGCAUGCAGCAGCAUUGAGGACAUUGAGCUACAAUAUUGUAAAGCCAAGGAUUGAGAGAGCUGGAUUGGUUUAACCUGCCAGUAAGAGAUCAACAACCACGUAAUUCAUCAAACAAGAGAAGACAUGGAAAUUUGGCAACUAUUUACCUCUUGUGAAAGUUUUCCAUUUUUGUAUAUAAAUAUAAAAAAAAAUUCUAAAGGUACCUAUUUUUAUACAAAUUAAGUUUAUAUUGCUUGAAAGAUUUAACAGAGAAUCAUAUGCUCUCCAAAUUACACAAUAUCUGCAUGCUUCCCUUUUGCUGUCAAAAAGGUUUGAGUGAAUUUAUCUGUUACACACAGCGUUAACUUGACUCUCAACGACUGUUUGGACAGUUUCAUGCACACCACACACACAUAUUUGAUCUUCCAUGAAAUAGAAUGGACCAAACAAUCCUCCAAGUUUUGACCUAGUAGCCAUCAGCGCAACAGUGCAAGUCAACAUUAAACUAAAGGAAGUCUUUCCAUGUGACUGAAAGAGUCUCAUGACAUUGUUCAAUGGAGUUGGGCCCCAUGAGCCAAAGCAAUACAAGGUGUCAUCACCCCAAGUGGACAGAGGAUGUAUUUUUGGAGAUCAAUAGAUUGAAUACAAAACAGAUUAAAUACAAACAGAACACCCAUAGUUAUUUGUUUUGAGUGUACUCCCUACAUGCCAUGCAGCAUACUAUAUGAAUUUGACUUCUGAUAUUCUCUUGUUUUAUCCCUAGCAAAUGAAGAAAAGGAUUUCAAUAUGUCUCUCAUGCCAUGAUGCCAAUGAAAUUGUGUUAUAAAACGGGUCAUUUGGAUACUGGAUGCUGAUUGGUUGAGUUAGUUAUUCACAAUAAUCCAAGACAAAUGCCAGUUCCAUUUUGAUUAUCAUUGUGCAUCAUAAAACUUUAUAUCACAGUAAAAAAAGCAUCUACACAUUAUUUCCCUUUACUUCUAGCCUAUCAGUUGAUUUUCAACAGCGGAGAUGUAAACAUGCUUGUUUAUUGUUGCCUGAAAUGUUUUAGACUAUAGGAUACCUAAUCUUACGCUAUCAAAGUUAGACAAUAUCGGCCUACUUCCCUUUUUAUUGUGAAAAAGGUUUGAAGGAAUUCGUCAGUAAUUAUUGUAUACCAGUGGUCACCAACCUUUUCAGUCAAGAUCACUUUGAGUCAAAAUGCAAGCACAGAUCUACUGCUUGGAUUAUUUUCAACAUAGCUUAAAAAACGUAAGCCUAUGCAACAUUAACCUAUUAAAAACAGUACUGUCGCCGUAAGGUUUGUGUAGUAGGCUAUAGGGCCAAUACAUUAUCACUGCAUAUUGGCUUUGCUUGAAUUGCCUUGCCAAUUAAUUGUUGUUCAGAUCAUUUAAAAUAUAUAUAUAUAUUUGAGGUAGGCUCCAUGAUCACACCCUGUAAUAAAUAUUUUUCUUUUACUGGGCUGAUGGUGCCUGCAUCUGAUGGUCAGUCUCAGCGGAGGGAGAGCUGCAGACUGAGGGUCCGCCUCUCAACGUCCCUUCGCUCUCCCAUUCUUCCACUGACCAAAAUGGAACACUGUCUUCCAGCUGAUGGCAAAACUCGAGUCACACUGCAUUAUUCCUGCGUCAUGCAAAAAUGUAUGUUGUUACUCCUAUGAACAAAGAAAGUGAAAUGUUCCUUGAUAUUAAAAAAAGACCAAAGCCGCUAAUAAUAACUAAAAAAGCUUAUCAAUACACUUCCCUACUCAUUCAUUAGAGCUCCAGUAUUUGUAGUGCAAGUGUUAAAUUCCCCAGCAAGAAAAUCAAAAAUGGUCGCUCAAACAGAAAGGGGAACUUACAAAAAGUCAGUGACAACAACCAAACAAAACAAGUGAGGUUUUAGGAAGGGUUCGGGAAGACACUCAUGAGGUUGUCCACAGAAAGUUGACUACUGGGACCUAAAAUAAACCCACAAUGAGCACCCACUAAAUUAGCCCAAGAAGAAGCAAAAACCAAAGAAAAUCCACAUGAAAACGUAAAGAGGAACCAACCCAAAAAGCGGAGCAAAACUAAAACGGGGACGACCAGAUCAAGGCUUGUUUUUCUAGAAAUCAGAAUAGGGAGCGCCAACUAAAGGUGUUGAGCCUCCGUCUCUCUCAAGAACUUUAACAUGAACUCGCUCAUAAAAACAGCAGCUCCUUACAGUAUUCAUUGACAGUCUCUCUCUAGUCAUGGUUUUAAACGUUUGGAAAUCUCACAGUAUCAACUUCACUGUAGCUUUUAUUAAUGCCUGCUACAUUACUGCAGAGAAAUCGCAGCAAUCCGAUUGGCCAGCGGUAGGCCUAUAGUGCACUUGAUUUGUACCUUCAGACACAUGAAAUGGUUCCACAUUUAAAUCGGAACACCGCCUACAUAAACGUUUGGUGACCGACUAGAAAAGCCUUAGAAAUCAACCAGUCGAUUGCAAUCGCCCGGUUGGUGACCACUGUUACACACAGUGUUAACUUGACUCUCAAAGACUGUUUGGAUGGUGUCAUGCACACCACAUAACUUUGAUCUUCCAUGAAAUAGAGGAUUCUCUGUCACGGAGAAAAUAUUAUAGACGUCAAGAAAGCCAGUCAGUUGAUUAUUGACAAGUUGUUACAACACAGUGAGGAUCAGCUUGAUAUCUCCCUUUAAAUAAAGGACACGCCGUGGCUGCCUUCCAAGCAAUACGAACCUCCCCAGAGAGGAGAAACAGGUUAAAAAGGUCAGAGAUAGGCUUGGCGAUGAAAGGGGUAGCAAUGUUAAAUAAGAAAGGGUCUAAACCAUCUGACCCAGAUGGUUUCUUGGGGUCAAGUUUAAGGAGCUCCUUUAUCACCUCGGACUCAGUGACUGCCUGCAGGUAGAACAUUUGUAGCAGGGCAGGGGAAAAAAGAGGGAGGAGCAUCGGGGCUAGUCACAUUAGAAGGGGUGAGAGAUGAGGAAUGUUGGACAGGCAAGGAUGCAUGGCUAAGUCAAAUUGAAAUCCUGACUAAUGAAGUGGUGAUUAAACAGCUCAGCCAUGUGCUCCCUGUCAGUAACAACCACAAAAUCAACAUUAAGGGACAUGGGCAGCUCUGAGAAGGAGGGUUUAUUCUCCAGGUCUUUAACCGUUCUCCAGAACUUCUUGGGGAUAGACCCACAGAGAGAGAAUUGCUCCUUAAAGUAACUAACCUGCCGGAUACCCUGAGUGCACUUAUUUCUUAUUUGCCUAAACGAGAGCCAGUCAACCUGAGUGUGUGUGUGUUCCGAGCCUUUAGCCAAAUGGAAUUCUUGAGGUGGAGUAACUCUGCCAGAUCACUGUCGAACUAGGGGCUGAACUUGUUUUUAAUUCUCAUUUUCUUUAUGGGGGUGUUUUUCUUAACAAUACCACUGAAAAAAAUGCCAGGUCAUGAAGGAAGACUUGCUCAAUAAAGUUUUUUAGCAAGCUUCUAUGACAAAUCAGGACAUGCCAUUUCACUAAGCAGCCGUUACAAUCACACAGGCAGUAAAACAGUGAUCACUAAAGUUAUUACAGAAAAACAAGACUGAUAUGUCAAGACUGAUACGAUUAUUUGUGAGGAUAACAUCAAGGAGAGUAACCUUUUCUUGGUGUUUGGAGUCAUACCUUGUGGGAUUGGUAAUAAUCUGAGAAAGAUUUAGGGAGUCCCAUUGCUUUAGGACUUGUUCAGGUGGUUUAAGCAUUUCCCAGUUUAGGUCACCUAGCAGAACAAAUUCAGUGUUCGUGUAAGGGGCCAUGAGAGAGGUUAGGGCAUUUAGGAUACAGGCCUGUGCUGAUGGUGAACAAUAGCUUCCAGCAAAAGUCAACAAAGAGCUACUUGAAAGGUUAAUGGUUAAAACCAGCUAAUCAAAUUUUGGGGGGACAGACUUGCUGCAGACGACCGAGCACUGAAGGUGUUCCUUGGUAAUGAUUGCCACUCUACCACCUUUGGAAGACCUGUCUUGCCGAAAAAGGUUAUAACCAGAACGAUUAACGACAGUGUUCAAAACACUAUUUUUUUAACUAUGUCUCAGUAAUGACCAACACAUCUGAAUUGGAGCUGUGAACCCACACUUUCAAUUGAUCCAUUUUAGGUAAUAAGCUUCUAGUGUUAACGUGCAGAAAACCCAGGCUUUUACGAGAGCAGAAAUCAGUAAAUCAGAUAUCAGAGCACAAGUGAGAAUAGGGGCCAGCAACAGUAGAUGGGCCAGGGUGUACAUGCACAUUUCCAGAUAUCAUCAGCAGUAAUACAAUCAGGGCAUGGCAGAGGAUAGGGAGAGUUUGGGGUGUUGAUUUAUGACAUUUGAAUGUGCAUUAGAUGGCAACAAGACCAUAUUGUACAGCAAUUUCAUCAGGUAAGAUGAAUACAAAGCUGGCGAGAGGUGGUUAGAACAGGAUAGGUGGCCAAGAGUCUGUGUAAGUGUCCUGAGUGUGGGAACAAACAUAUUCUGUCCCACGGCCGGGUAACCAAGCAAGUUCAUAGCCAACAAAGCAUACAGGAGUCAUGAGGCAAACAACAUAAAGCACAAUAAAAUAAAAAAUAGUCAGUGUGCUGGAGGUGAGCGAAAGCUUGGGCGAGAGGGGGGAGAGGGGGGAGUGUGGCGAGGGUUCCUGUACCAGACAGGGGGAGACAGGCCAGGGCAGACGGUGAAUAGAUCACCAGGUGGAAUCCAAGCAGCGGUGCAGCAGGCAAUGGGAGUAGGUGUCACACCCACCUGUAAAAAUAUUUUUUCGGGAGGCAGAUUCCUUGUAGAAAAUCCAAGCUAGCUAGCUAACGUAGCUAGCAGGUCUUGGUCCACCAUUUUUUUCCACGUUGAAAAGGAAGUCAUUACCUACCUAUAGCUUUUCAGUUUCAGCACAUCUCUUCACUUAACCCUUGUGUGGAGUUCAUGUUUUUGUUAUUCACCCAAUGUUCGCAGGUCUGAUGGACCCAUGACAUUAUUGGGUUUUUAAAACAAUACAGCCAUAACAAUUUACGUAAAAAUACCUAAUACUUUGAUGUUGACUAAUAUCAAUGGUUAAUAUUUUCCAUUUACAGUACAUGUGAUUUUUGUAAACAGCAGUCAUUAUAAUCACAACAAGGUUUUCAUCACUAUUGAUGUUUAUUGUUUCGAUCUGAACAAAUUGAAAGGAGUAAUUUAACCAACAGUAUUUUAUGUAAAUUACAAAUCAUCCCCAUUGAACACAAAUUAUGGACGGUCUACACACCACGAGGGACAGAGUUUUACUGUGUGUUGCAAAUGUAUUUCUUAGACUUUAUGCAUGUGCACUGUGUCUUCCUGUCCUUCUUGGGCCCACACACAUCACAGCGCUUCUUCUUGUUCUUGUUCUUCUUCUUGUUGCUUCCGGCUGCAAUCUAGAGUGAUGUCAACACUUAGUUCAGGAAUUUUACUAACAUCUCACUCACAUAUAUAGUUACAGCAGGCCAAGGUAGGAGAGUCAGAAACACACAAAUGCAACAUCACUCACACAUACUUCCGGUAUUGGAAUUGUUUGUUCUGUGGGUCGGGCGGAUUGGGCACCAGCAUCCUCCUCCUGAAUCCUCCUCGCGAUGGCUGCAGAAGUUGAGAUCCUUGGGAUAUGUUGCCUCCUCUGGAUUUCUGGUCUUACCGAUGCCUUGCCCAGCUCCUCGAGAAAGAGCCGUCUCCACCGGAGCUUCCCUCUGUUCAAAUCUGGGCUCAACGCGUUGACAAACGCGUUGUAGUGCGAGAUGUCCAAGAUGUUGAAGAAUAUGACAGGUGGCCAGCGUAGGGUUCUUCUUUUGCAGCUGUAGCCAGUCACCAGCUUGUAUAAGUUGUCCUCCCCUCCAUUUGUAGCAUUGAAAUCAAUUAUGAUUUCUGUUUUUUAAUGUUCCUGGUCACAGAUUCUCCCAUCCCUAUGCAGCGUCCUCAUCAGGACCACAUUUUUGCCUUUCUUUGGCACGUGGGACACAUGGGACGUGUUGGUCGUGGACACAAACUUAGAGGAAUUGAUAGGCCUGUUCUGUGUAUUCGGCAGCUGAAGUGGGAACUUUGGCUUGUUUCUUUUAUACUGUUCCUACCAUCAUCAGCUUCCUCUUGAGGAGCUCCUGCCCCGGUUGUGUGAAGUAAAAGUUAUUUCAUGUGAUGUUGUGGCCAUGGAGUCCCUGUCUCAUGUCAUGGUUUUUCUCAGGGGCUCCUCCUGCUGGCUUCCCUGUAUACACUUGCAAGAUCCGAGCUGAUGAAGCAGCAUCACAGGCAACCCAGAUCUUGAUUCCAUAUUUGUGGGUUUAGACGGUAUAUACUGCCUGAAGGGCCAACAUUGAGCCCAGGGUGGUAAAACAGGGGAGGCUGGUCCACCAACUUGUCGCACACUGACCUGAUUGCAGCUAGCUUGUCUCUCUGCCGCCGAGCUGGUCUGGUGUCUCGGUUAUCGAAGUAGAUAAUCCUGGAAAUAAUGUGGAGAUUUUCCAGAGACAUUGUUGCACUGAAAAGUUCUCUGCCAGUUUCUGCAUCCCACAGGAAUCUGUGGAUUCCCCAUUGGAUCUGAACACACCAGCAAGGAUAAGAAUCCCACAGUAUGCAUUUAAACGAGUUUGGUCAAUCUCCUUCCAUCUCUCCUUCCAUCUCUCUCCAAAAACACGCCUUCCCUCCAAAUUAGUGCAGUCCAGAUUUUCUGGAUGGUGUCUGGGAUGAACAGUUCAAAAUUAGACUUUAUGUCCUGCGCAUGAGUAACCGCCAUCACGGCCCUGGUAUCAUUCUUAUCACAUUGGCAGGCAUGUCGGGUGGCUCAUUCCAUGGGCAAGAAGACUAUUCAAUGUCACAAUUUCUGGACAUCCAUAUUUCUCCUCCUGCAGGCUGCUGAUGAGCUGGUUGCUGAUGGACUGGUCCUGGGGCUGGCUAAGGGUCAAUCUUGUCCUCCUGAACUCCAUAUUUGGGAAAAUUCUUCAUCUUCCAAAGUGGAGGAUGCUCCUUCCACUAGCUUCUCUCUCUUUCUAAGGCCCUCUGAGCAGAGAUUAUUUUUGCCAAAUUGAUUGAUUGUGGUUAGGAGCCACACAUGCAAAGCUAUUUUUUAAAUGUUUUUUAACAAUGUAUCGAAAUAACAUUGUGCCUCAUCGCGCAAGACACUACAAAGGGUAAAGAGUGUGAGAAAAGCAGGAGACAGGCAGGUUAUUGGUGCAUGUUGAAACAGAAGGCCCAGGGAGGAGGAAGACAGAGUGAAGGCACACUUUUUAACUUGUUUUCAGAUGUACACAGACUUUUCCACACUUGUAUUGCCCUUGGAUCCAGUGGACACGAACACCACAUGUGUAAUAAAAAGGUGUAGGGAGGUGCACAGUGUGUACUCAAUUAAAAUGUGUUAUAUUACAUGUUCUUCACAGAAAAUGAGUCAAGGCCAAUGAGUCUCAAGUUGAACAAAUAAUUCAUUGUAUAAUUUUUCUGUUUGUAAACAGGAAAAUGGGUCCCUCAGACCCAAACACCACACAAGGGUUAAGUGCAUUUACUUUUGAUACUUAAGUAUAUUUAAAACCAAAUACUCUUAGACUCUUUAAUCACGUUGUAUUUUACUGGGUGACUUUCACUUGAGUCAUUUACUAUUAAGGUAUCUUUACUUUUUCUCUAGUAUGACAAUUGGGUACUUUUUCCACCACUGCAGUACAUUAAUACAGUUCACACUCAUAAACAUUAGCCUACUGGAGUUAGUUUCUUGUAUUUACCCAAGUGAGCAUGUAGCUAGCUACACCUAUGGGCUUUUCAAUUGUUCUGUUGUGUGUAAUGUGCAGUAGCCUAGAUCAUAUAUAGAUCAUGAAUUGGAUAACGCCACAAUCUUUUGGGCUUGGGCUCAUUAAAUGUCUUUAUUGUAGGGCUCAUAAAAUGUAUUUCAUGUAUGGCUUAUCAGCCUCAGGUAGCAUCCGGCUUUUUGAUCAAAGCUCUAAUCAAAUCCAGACACAGGCCUAUUUAUACGCGUUCUAAUUCUUUUGAAUGACCCUUCGGGUUUUGAUAGGAAAUACUGUGUUGUCCAGAAAAAAAUAAAUGUAUUCUCUGGAUGGAACAUUUGUAAAAAUGUUGGCUGAUGCCAAUGAAAGUAUAUGCUAUAAAAUGGGUAAUUUGGAUAUUGGAUGCUGAUUGGUUGAUAUGUGUUAUUCACGGAUUAUCCAUUUGAAUUAUUAAGCAUUUUAAUUAUCACUGUGCAACCACUGUCCCACAGCCCAGUCAAGCAAUUCAUAAACUUUAUCUCCACUAAUAAACAUUUCCUAUUACUUCUAGCCUUUCAUUUGAUUUUCAAAAGCGGGGGUUUGUAUAAGCCUUGCUGUCUGCCUCUCCAAUCUGUGCAACAAUGUUGCAAUAGAAAUCAAAUCAACGUUUAUUGCCUUAGUUGAAGUUGUUUGUAGAGCCGUCAAAAUGAGGAGUGUUGUACAAAACAAUACCAUCACUGAUUGGAUCAUCUCUAACCAAUCAGAGUAUCAAAUGCUGCUUUACCCAAGUGUUCUGGCUCUGGCCCAACCCAUCAGUUUCUGGGACCAAUCAGAACGGUUAGAAUGUGUUUGCGUUCUAGAAAUCAUCAGGGAGGUACUCAGAUCUAGCCUCAUUGCAGAGAAGAAACAUAUUGUCCGUGGGUGUGGCAUAGCGUUCAGCCAGAGCAAGGAGUUUGGGUAGCAAGCAAACCUCAGCCAUGGUUUAUUCACAAUAAUCCACUGGUUCUCAUGCAUUAUUGCUUAAAUAACCUCCUCUGUCAGUUUGUAUACUUCUGUUUGUGAAGUAAGGGAAUACAUUUUAAGUUCUGAUAAUUGAUGACUGUGUUGAGAAACUUUUACUAGCAUUGGGCUUACACACUUAAAUAGAAACUGCAAUUCGAUUUUCAGUAUGUUACCUAAAUUCUGAAAUGUUUCAAUAUAACCUGUGCCCUGUAAUAAGUGCAAUUGAACACCAUUGAAGUAAUAACCCAUGUGUUUCACCAUCGGAUGAUCUUUUAUUUCUGAAAAAUGUGAUCAUUACACAAUGUAUUAGAUAAUGGUAAUCCACACUAUCAUGUAUGUAUUAGAUAAUGGUAAAUCCCAAGAUCAUGUAUGUAUUAAUAUUAUAUAAUGGUAAGCCCCUGGAUCAUAUAUGUACUACUUUAAUUCUGUAUAAAAUCAUAGUAAUAAUAAUAAAAAAUGAUUGUUAAGAUUGA
This is a messenger RNA of Oncorhynchus keta (chum salmon), 10916 nucleotides long. RefSeq lists its product as uncharacterized. The record is from RefSeq and is a predicted model, not a curated record. Gene Ontology annotation, molecular function: growth factor activity; cytokine activity. The coding region runs from base 105 to 1886 and encodes 593 amino acids. Gene Ontology annotation, cellular component: membrane. NCBI's taxonomy places the organism in Eukaryota, Metazoa, Chordata, Actinopteri, Salmoniformes, Salmonidae. The transcript has 11 exons.